This is a messenger RNA of Polypterus senegalus (gray bichir), 5050 nucleotides long. Its product is annotated as phosphatidylinositol 4-phosphate 5-kinase type-1 beta-like. The coding region runs from base 601 to 3576 and encodes 991 amino acids. Gene Ontology annotation, molecular function: phosphatidylinositol kinase activity. The transcript is spliced from 27 exons. Gene Ontology annotation, biological process: phosphatidylinositol metabolic process. The record is from RefSeq and is a predicted model, not a curated record. NCBI's taxonomy places the organism in Eukaryota, Metazoa, Chordata, Cladistia, Polypteriformes, Polypteridae.
AAGGGAGGCACUAUAGCAUUGGUCUCCAGCCCCUCCAGGCUGUGUUCCGGGAAACUGCUAACAAUAAACGUAGCGGCGAUCACAAAUACGAAGAAAGGCAACCAGUCAUAAUGCUGACAGUCCCUACCUGUCAGCUAUGCCUAACCAUGAAAAGGUCGUGGCCACGCUUCCCCCAACGACUGCCAGCUGUAAUCGUCUAGCAACCCCCUAGACGCACCCUGAGUCGCUUCGCUAAGCCGGGAAGUACCACAUUGCCUAUUGUCAUUCUCACUCACGAGGAGACCGACGGGGAAGGAAGGUCGCGAAGGGUCUCAGUCCGCCUCUUUGGGCCAAAGAAAAGCUCGGAGAAAAAAAGGCCGAAUGAGAAGAACGACGCGUGUUUUUUUAUUUUUAAACAGCCGUCUAAUAAGGGGCCAGGAUUUAGCUUGCUUUGUGUUUUGGACUGUGGUUAAAUUCAUUUGGAUCUGAAAAUAAACCGACAGGAUAUAGGUGGUCGCACGGCGGCAGACGAAGAGUGAAAACAAGCGGCAGAAAAAUAAAAAAAACAACACAAAGCGGGAGAAAAGCAAAAUCAAAGGGAGCGAGGCCUCACGGGGCAAGAUGGCGACAGCGGCGGGCCCCGGCAACUCCACAGAUCUCCGUACACAGUUCUGGAGAAGAAUAGCAUCACAGAGAGGUUCAGUUGCCCGGAAGCUGACUGCCUCUGAGAUUCCUGGGUCCUCUGGACUACAUAAAGAACACACUAUAAAAAGGAUUGGACACAGAGGUGUAGAUCAUACUGGAGAAACUACUUACAAAAAAACCACUUCUUCAGCUCUGAAAGGUGCUGUUCAACUUGGUAUUGCACAUACUGUGGGAGGCCUAGCCCAGAAAGCUGAGCGAGAUGUCCUGAUGCAGGAUUUCUAUGUGGUUGAAAGCACUUUCUUUCCUGGGGAAGGCAGCAAUCUAACUCCAGCUCAUCAUUAUGGAGAUUUUCGUUUCAAGACCUAUGCACCAGUGGCUUUCAGAUAUUUUAGGGAACUUUUUGGGAUUAGACCCGAUGACUAUUUGUAUUCAUUAUGCAACGAGCCUUUAAUAGAGUUGUCAAAUCCAGGUGCCAGUGGCUCAGUUUUUUAUGUCUCCAGUGAUGAUGAAUUUAUAAUCAAGACUGUACAGCACAAGGAAGCAGAGUUUCUGCAGAAACUUUUGCCAGGAUAUUAUAUGAAUCUAAACCAGAACAAGCGCACACUGCUUCCAAAGUUUUAUGGGCUUUACUGCAUGCAAGCAGGAGGAAAGAAUAUCCGUCUUGUAGUCAUGAACAAUUUGCUACCCCGAUCUGUGCGAAUGCACCUAAAGUAUGAUCUCAAAGGCUCUACCUACAAACGCAGGGCUUCAGCCAAAGAACGUGAAAAGAAGUUGCCUACUUUCAAGGACCUGGACUUUAUUAAUGACAUUCCUGAUGGACUGUUUCUUGAUUCAGACAUGCACAAUGCCCUCUGCAAGACCAUCCAGCGGGACUGUUUGGUACUACAGAGCUUCAAGAUUAUGGAUUAUAGUCUCCUUGUGGGUAUUCAUAACUUGGAUCAAGCCCAACGAGAAAAGGAAGCUGAAGCAAGUCUUGGCCGGCCAGAUGGCGUCGGUGCACAAGAUCGACGGAAACCUGUGGGGCAAAAGGCACUUUACUGCACAGCAAUGGAGUCAAUCCAAGGAGAAGGCUGUGCAGGAGGUAGCAUUGAUACAGAAGACCAAAUGGGAGGUAUUCCUGCCAGAAACUCCAAAGGAGAGCAGUUGCUUGUCUAUAUUGGAGUCAUUGACAUUCUUCAAUCAUAUAGGCUUGUUAAGAAGUUGGAACAUUCAUGGAAAGCACUUGUUCAUGAUGGAGACACUGUUUCAGUACACAGACCGGGUUUCUACGCAGAAAGAUUUCAAAAGUUCAUGUGCAUCACAGUCUUUAAGAAAAUCCCAUUGAAACCUUCACCCUCAAAGAAGAGUCGACGUGGUGGCCAAGCUGGUACCAGAAGAAAUCCAUCAGGGGCUGCUCAGUCACAGCUGGAUGCAAAAGCAGUAUAUCAUAGCCAUUAUCAGCAGGUUACAACUGAAGCAGAGGUAGAGCACAGCAUGCAAUCUGGACGCCCUGACUUGCUCCCACGGACACUUCCUUUAGAUGAAGUCACCAGUAACUUAGCAGAAAUGAAAAUUGAUGUUUCAUCGGGCAAUUCUGAGUUGAUAUCGCCCACACAAAGAAAUCGAGACUCAUCAGACCAGGCAACAUUUUUCCAGUCUUCAACUGUCCAAUUUUGGUCAGUAGGUGUAGAGGUUCACAAGUCUGAAAGCACAGAGCUUAAUGACACCUCAUUGGAUAGCCAAGCUAGAAGUGAUUUAUCAGUAAAUCAUGAUGACCUUUACAAUCCGGAUGCAGUUUCACUGAAUGACAUUAUGCCUGAAACAAAUAUCAGCUUUAUGGUGCUUGAAAGUACUAUGGUUUGUGUGGACAACAGCGAAUACAUGCGUAAUGGAGACUUCCUUCCAACACGUCUACAGGCACAACAGGAUGCUGUCAAUAUUGUAUGCCAUUCAAAAACGCGCAGUAAUCCAGAGAAUAAUGUAGGACUAAUUACACUUGCAAACAACUGUGAAGUACUAACAACUCUUACCCCGGACACUGGGCGCAUCCUGUCCAAGCUGCAUGCUGUCCAGCCUAAAGGGAAAAUCAGCUUUUGCACAGGAAUCAGAGUGGCACAUUUGGCUUUGAAACACAGACAAGGAAAAAAUCAUAAAAUGAGGAUCAUAGCCUUUGUGGGAAGUCCCGUAGAAGACAAUGAGAAAGAUCUUGUGAAAUUGGCAAAACGCUUGAAAAAAGAGAAAGUCAAUGUAGACAUUAUUAAUUUUGGUGAAGAGGAGGUGAACACAGAAAAACUGACAGCGUUUAUAAAUACUCUGAAUGGAAAAGAUGGGACAGGCUCUCACCUAGUCACUGUACCUCCUGGUCCCAGUCUUGCUGAUGCUCUCAUAAGUUCACCAAUCCUUGCUGGUGAGGGUGGUGCAAUGUUGGGUUUGGGAGCCAGUGAUUUUGAGUUUGGAGUAGACCCAAGUGCCGAUCCUGAACUUGCUUUGGCCCUGAGAGUGUCUAUGGAAGAGCAGCGGCAAAGACAAGAAGAAGAAGCACGGCGUGCUGCAGCUGCUUCAGCAGCAGAGGCUGGCAUUCCAACAACUACUGGUGAUGAAUCAGAUGAAGCCCUUCUGAAGAUGACUGUUAGCCAGCAAGAGACAGGAAGCACCGGCCUACCUGAUUUCAGUAGCAUGACAGAGGAAGAACAGAUUGCAUAUGCUAUGCAGAUGUCUCUUCAAGGGGCAGAAUUUGGACAGGCUGAAAGUGCUGACAUGGAUACCGGAGCGGCUAUGGACACCUCUGAACCAAACAAGGAGGAAGAUGACUAUGAUGUGAUGGACCCAGUGUUUUUGCAGAGUGUGCUGGAGAACCUUCCUGGUGUUGACCCCAACAAUGAAGCCAUCCGUAAUGCUGUGGGAUCUUUAGCAUCACAGGCUACAUCCAAGGAUAGCAGUAAAAAAGAAAAGGAUGAAGAGAAAAAGAAAUAACUUUUUAAAGUCUCUUUGUAUUUUUGGGAAGGGAGUGACACGGUUUGUUUAAAGGUAUAGGUGUCAUGACCCUUCAAGAACAUGUGGACAUUCUCUUUAAUGACACCUAACUGCCCCAUCUCUUGGUGCCCAUUUGUUACAGACUACAGCAGCUGCACCGUUUUAUUUUAUUUUUAUUUUUUUUUUUUGUUUGUUUUUUUUGCUAAAUACCAUCUUUCUUCUGUUGUGGGUUUUCUUUUUUUUUUUUUUAUUUCUUCAUGCAGAACCUAAAUAAUUGACGUUCAUAAAGUACACAGUUUUAGGUCUUCAAGUGGAAGGGAAAUGUUAACAUUCUGCCAAGUGUAAAAUAUCUGCUUCAUAGCAAAUGUGUAAACUCUAGAAUGUCAGAAGUGAAUGCCCUUGAUAUCUAUCACAACUUAGCAGCACUACCUCUUUCAUAAAAGCUUUUUUUAUAGCUAAUCAAGGAUUUAAUUUUGAUCAUUUAAAUAAUGUUCCUCCAGUAUAUAAAGUAAAAUGCCACAUUUUCAGUUACUUUUGUUUCAGGUGUGAAAUGACUUUGAUUAUACCCUCUGGAUUCAUUCUUUCUGUGCAGUUAUCCAGAUGUGUGUUUUACAAGUUCCAUAAGUCGGUUCAGUGGAAAACUUGACACUUUAAGACACUUAAACCAAGGUAAUAUAAUUGGAACCUCUAAGAGAAUCAGAUGGCAGUACAGUGAUACAUGCUUGGUAUUUUUGCCGUUCAUCGAGUUUAUUUCCCUCUACCACCCCCUUUUUUUUUAUUUUUUUUUUUUGCAUACAGUGGGCCCAUAAUAAACUGAAAGGUAUGAAAGUGUAUCAGUCAUGAAUUUUGAAGCCAAGAUAUUACAGGCAACUGUGUAUAUAAAUAUAUAUAGAAAGAGACAGCAUUCUGACAUUUAGUUAAAUCUAAUACAUAUUGCCAUUGCUAAAAGAAAAUUAAACUAUGUACACAAACUAUUUGCUUACUUCUUUUUAUAUGGAUAUUGUAGAAUAUAAAAAUAACUCCACAUUUAUAUGCACUUAGUGUAGAAAAAAGCUGGGAUAUGUCUGGGUAUGAGUUUGAAGAAUCAUUUGCUUUGGACCUUAAUUGAAAAAUGUAUUUUGCGCAUUGUACCCACAGCACUAUAGAUGGGAUUAAGUGAUGCCUUCCUUCCCUCCAUUUACAAAUUAAAUUGUUCAUAAUGAUUGUUAUGUAGACCUGGCUGAUAUCCUCUUAAUAUACUGAGAGUGCAGCCCAACAUUAAGUGGGUCUUAUUAAUUCGUUUUGGUUUUUUUUUCUCUCUCUCUGGUUAACAUUUUUUAUACUGGCCACAAAAUAAUUCUGCCAAUAGUUGGGGAUUGAGACCUGAGGUCUUUCUCUUAGUCUUGACUGUAUAUGAUCUGGAAAUGUUGAACAAAGACUGAGAGUGUGUGUGUGUCCAUUGUCAAGCUUAAAAAAGGAAAUUAAAAUAAUUAAG